This is a messenger RNA of Labrus bergylta (ballan wrasse), 6997 nucleotides long. It is a transcript of the gene dnmt3ba, whose product is annotated as DNA (cytosine-5-)-methyltransferase 3 beta, duplicate a. Gene Ontology annotation, molecular function: DNA binding; DNA (cytosine-5-)-methyltransferase activity, acting on CpG substrates. Gene Ontology annotation, cellular component: nucleus. The record is from RefSeq and is a predicted model, not a curated record. Gene Ontology annotation, biological process: negative regulation of transcription by RNA polymerase II. NCBI's taxonomy places the organism in Eukaryota, Metazoa, Chordata, Actinopteri, Labriformes, Labridae.
GGGCCGGUUUGUGCUGUAGGCAAGCAAGAGUCUGGAGGUUCGACUAUUUCUAUAGGGGAACGACCAAGAUUGCUGCAAGAUGACAAGUCCAGCGGUUGUGUCUCCAGACUCCUCCAGCGAUAAAUCCAGUCGCCUUUACGUCUUGACCUGGGCCAACAAUCAGCUGAAGACAAGCUUCAGAGAUGUGCGGCACAUGGGCUCAGGGGCCUCUCACUGUCAGAUCAUGGACUGGGUUAUUCCUGGAUCUGUUGACCUGACCAAGGUGAAGUUUGAUGCAAAAGAUGAGGAUGACUAUAGGCACAACUUCAGGCUGCUCAGUGAGGCCUUAAGCAAGAACAGCAUCGUAAAGGCCAUUCCAGUUGAGGAGCUCAUAAAAGGGGAGGUUCGAAGCAGCUUUGAGAUCCUGAAGUGGUUCAAAGCUUUCUUCGUGGCAAAUGUGAAAAGUGAAGACUACGACCCUGUGAAAGCUCGAGACGGCCGUGAUAUCAGCCCCAUCCUGGAACAUACCAUUAUACGUCCCAGGCAACGUAAAUCGAAACCUAAAAUGGAGUCAGACACGGAGGAGAAUGGCACAGGGACAAAAACUAAGUUCUCUUUCUCUGACAAGUGGAAGGAAAUGUUUGACUGGGCUGAGCAGAGUGCUCAGGGAGAGCACUACACAUACUGCCGCUUUUGUGAUAAGAACCUGGUGACAUAUCAUAGAGGCCUUAUUGAACUCAAGCGACAUGUGGACACCAAAAAACACAACAAAAGCGCUGCAGCCUCCGCGAGUGUGAGACUAAGCCAACUGCCUGAGCCACUGCCUUGCAGCAAAGCAGCCAUUCGAUUUAUUUACAAACAGUUUUAUUCUGGCUCUGCUGAAGGCGAACAGGUGUCAAGCGAUUUUGCACGCUUUAAACUGGGGCCGCAGUACCCCAAAGAUAUUGCAUCCGUUUGCCAGCACACGCCUUACUGUGUAUACAUUUAUGGAGGGGUAACACUGGAAAAGGACGACACUGUCUCUGUGGUCCUUGUUGGGUUUUUUGAUGUCGAGGCCUCCAGGCACUGUGUCCGAUUUGUGGAUGCUCUUCAGUCAGUGGGUGGUGAGGAAGAUCAGACGGCGGCAGCAGUGGUUGAAACCUUGGAGAAAUUCAAGUUACCCUCAGAUAAUCUUGUGGCUGUUUACUGUGAUGGUAACGGAGCGGCCUUGGAGCAGAUCUGCUCGCAGCUCAGGGAACUCAACCCCAACUUAAUAGCCUUGAGAGGGCUGUACACCGUCGCUGAUGCUGCUUGCCAUGCAGUCAUUAAAGCGCUUUCCAAUCAGGUUCAAGAGCUGAUAGGAGAUAUUCAUGCUCACCACUCGUCCUGCACUACUGAGAACAACAACCUCACAGCCCUUUUUGGUUCAGACAGUGUGCAAAGUCCAUUGUUUCAUGUCAACACCAGCUGCCUUCAGUUUUGCCUUUUUGUCAAAAAAAUGCAGGAAAUAUGGACAGAUCUUGUAUUAUACUUUGAGUCUUGCAACAAGGAAGACAACAAAGCCAAGUCAAUCCACUCCCGGCUGCUGGAUCCUAAACUCAGGGCAACAUUUAUGUGUCUGGAGCAGUCACUGAAACCUCUGCACAGUUUCCAGAGGCAUCUACAGACAAAAAAGGAAGGUGCCAGAGCAGACAUGCUGCUUAUCCUAGAGGAGGCCAGUAGCCUGCUGGGGACCUACACCUCCUUCUUCCUUCAUCCGCAAGCUGCUGCUCGCUUCCUCAAAGAACACGAUCCUCAAAUCCUUAAGAACAAGAAAUUCCACUUGUUGAGCCCUGAGCUCAAUCUGGGUGGUAAAGCUGUGGAAGACUCCCUGAAAGAGUCGAAAGCUGCAGACGCACUGCCACUGCUAACAGAGGAGGUUUUGUCCCUCUGCAUUGCGCUCACAGGUUGCAUUGCAGAAGAGCUGCCCUUGAGUGAUGGGGUGCUAAGGAGUGUUGCGCAGCUGCUGAAUCCCCAGAGCCGGGAGGAGGUGACAGGGAAAUCUGUUGAGGAACUUGGGACCAAGCUGGGAAUCUGCAGUUCCCCUGCUGAGGUCAACCAGCUAUCAAGGGAAUUCCUUAAGUAUCAGCUGGCAGAGGAGGGAGAGAAGGAAAACCCAGAAGUGGCGUCACUAGAGAAACACUGGGCCAGUGUGCUGAAAGACACCAAACCAACCUCUAUCUUCAGGAAGCUUGUCUUGACCCUGUUGUCUUUCCCCUGUCCUCCACUUCAAGCUCGGCAGCUUUUUACUCAGGCUCUGGAGAGUGAAGACUUUGCAUUGUUCUCGGAGAGUGAAUGUGACAUCACGUCUGACAGUAUUCUCUCUGAUAGCACCAGCUACAAGGACUCCCCAGAAGAUUCAAAUGGACAUUCUCUGACAGUGAAACCAUGUGAAGUCCGUCUUAGAAAGAUAAAUGAAUUAAAAGAUGAUGGUGACCGUAUUCUUGGAGAGAAGGGCGUCAUUUGGAAAGAGGGGAACGUUAGGGGGAGUUAUGGCUGGGAGAGCAGCUUGCGCCAGAAGCCACAGGCCCGUACAGUGUUUCAGGCUGGUGAAACCAACGGGUCCAAACUUGAUAAGGGUCCGGAGUCCAAAGAUGAGGUGACUGAAGAGGAAUCAUCACCAAUUAAAUCAACUCCAAGAGCACGACGGAAACAAGCCUACCAGGAUGGAAAAGGCUUUCCGAUAGGAGAGCUGGUGUGGGGAAAAGUGAAGGGGUUUUCCUGGUGGCCUGGGAUGGUGAUGCCUUGGAAAACAAAGUCCUCUCCUCCCAGUAUGCGGCGUGUGGAGUGGUUCGGAGACGGGAUGUUCUCAGAGAUGUACACAGAGAGUCUUCUACCAUUAGGUCACUUCACAAAGUGCUUCUGUAAAAACUCCUUUGCCAGCUUGCCCGUCUACAAACAAGCCAUCUUCCAAAUCAUUGAGCUGGCAGGUGAGCGAUGUGAAAAGACUUUUGCAUCGGCAGAGGAUAAAGAAAAAGAGCUGUCGCUGAUGGUGGAAUGGGCUCUUGGAGGAUUUUUGCCUACAGGACCAGAUGGAUUCGCACCUCCUGAUUCUGCUCCAAAUAAUGGACUGCAGGACUCUUCUGACUCCAAUCUGUCCGACUACCAGCCUCCAGCAAAAAGGAAAUAUGUUUACAAAAAUAAGGCGAACACACAAGCCAUCAUCUUCAACAGAGAAUCGAUACCUGAAAAGGUCAAACAGAAUGGGAAAACAAUCGAAGAUGUUUGUUUGUGUUGUGGAUCUUCUGAGAUUGAAGUGGUGCACCCGUUGUUUGAAGGUGGCCUUUGUCUAAAAUGCAAGAUGAACUUCACAGAGACGCUGUAUCGCUACGAUGAAGACGGCUACCAGUCGUACUGCACCGUGUGCUGUGCCGGCUUGGAGGUCAUUCUGUGCGGCAACGCCAGCUGCUGCAGAUGUUUCUGUAAGGACUGCCUGGAAAUCCUGGUGGGUCCAGGAACCUUUGACAAAAUGAAAGAUAUUGACCCCUGGAGCUGCUACUUUUGCAAGCCAGCACAGUGCGAGGGGAACCUCAAACUCAGACCGGACUGGAGUGUCAAGGUUCAAGACCUCUUUGUCAACAACAGUGCCAUGGAGUUUGAGCCUCACAGAAUUUAUCCCUCCAUCUCUGCCGACCUGCGCAGGCCAAUCAGGGUGCUUUCUCUUUUUGACGGCAUUGCAACAGGAUACCUGGUGCUCAAAGACCUCGGCCUUAAAGUCGAGCGAUACAUCGCUUCAGAGAUUUGUGAGGAUUCUAUCGCUGUGGGGAUGAUCAAGCACGAGGGGAAGAUAGAAUAUGUCAAUGAUGUUCGUACCAUCACCAGGAAACACCUGGCUGAAUGGGGUCCAUUUGACCUUCUGAUUGGAGGAAGUCCUUGUAACGACCUGUCCAUGGUCAAUCCUCUUCGAAAAGGAUUAUUUGAGGGCACUGGAAGGCUUUUCUUUGAGUUCUACCGCAUCUUGACCCUGUUGAAGCCGAAGGAGGGCGACGACCGGCCGUUCUUCUGGUUGUUUGAGAAUGUGGUUUUCAUGAGUGCAAACGACAAGUCAGAUAUCUGCCGAUUCCUUGAGUGUAAUCCGAUUCUCAUAGACGCUGUGAAGGUCAGUCCUGCUCACAGAGCACGCUACUUCUGGGGAAACCUCCCCGGCAUGAACAGGCCUCUUGCCACGUCUCUAGAUGACAAAGUAAGCCUUCAGGACUGUUUGGAAGUCGGACGCACGGCAACGUUUGACAAAGUCCGCACCAUCACAACAAAGAGUAACUCUAUAAGGCAGGGCAAGACGGGGCCACUUCCUGUCAACAUGAACGGCAAGGAAGACUACCUGUGGUGCACCGAGAUGGAGCAGAUCUUUGGCUUCCCCAAACAUUACACAGACGUGAACAACAUGGGUCGGAGUCACAGGCAGAAGGUCCUGGGUCGCUCCUGGAGUGUUCCUGUGAUUCGUCACCUCUUCGCUCCGCUGAAGGAUUAUUAUGAAUGUGAAUAACCACUGUGAACUGACUCUCCACACUCUGGUUGGAGAAGCAGCAGUAAACCUACUGCCUUAUCCUGCCCUGCAUUUCAAGGUAUUUCAACCCCGCUCUGUAUCAGAAAGACCUCAUUUUGUUUUUUUUACUGACUCUCUAUGUUUUCUAUUUUUUUUUUUAAACUGUGAUUCGUAAAUCAUACACGGUCCACCAGCAGGCACCGACACUUUUUAAAAGGUUCCCUCUGAUAAAUGAUGGUGCUGUUAUACAAACAAUACUGUUGUUCAGGGUCUGGAUCAGGAAGCAAGUUUCCAUGGUGCGCCAGCUAUCUUUGGGCUUGUCUCAGGUUUUUUCAGUGUCAUGAAACUGGUUCAUUUUUAACAGAUCACCACGUUAUCUCUCAGCAACAGUAACAUGAAAUGAGGAGAUAUCACUCCUGAAACAAUGAGUUCAAAAUCAAGCUACAAAGUUGCAAUAGAGACAAAAUAUGAUAUAUCUGUAGAGUCACAAUGCCUUCCAGGAUCAUCAUAAACAUGCAGGCUUUUAAUAAACAAACAAAACUAUUAGCCAAAUAUGUAUGUUAAUUUUAGCUACAUAUAAGUUGGAUACACUUUUUUAUUGCAAUAAAAUAUUAAUGCUAAAAUGUUAUUCUGAUAGACCUCAGAGCGCCACAGCUCUGCAGUGUUUUAGCCUCUUUCAGCUUAUUGUUUCAGUUUUCUGGCCCUCAACGCUUCAUGUUCUGGUUCAUCAUUUAAGGCUUUGGUAGAUAAAACAACGGCCUGUUUACUGCAUGACCAGCAUCAGAAGACACAGACACAAUCAGGGUCUUUCUAGUAAACAUAGUGGACAUAUUUAUCCCUCAGGACUUGUUGGAGUCCAAGAACAGAGCUCAAAGAUCAUGAAUAUUUGAUCAAAGUUGACAUAAAUCAAAACACCAAGUGUCUGUUCAAAUGGCUUCUCUCAGUGGAGCUUGCAGGUUUAACAUUUAAAGUUUUUUAAUGUUUCAUAAAGUUGUUCAUCACGAGACAAAAGCAGCUAAAUGCUGGUUUUCUAGACUCCUGCACUUAUGGUAGAAACCUUCAAAGUGAAACCAACAUGGACUACAGCCUUUUAUAUCUGAAUGAUGAGAGACACAUGCCAGCCUCAUGAUGCAUUCAGGAUCACUCAGUGAAACCAGGUGACCCAAAGAGAGCUGAUGAAUUUGAAUCAUGGUCCAGACCUUAGCUCUCUACCUCAACACUUUUUAUUGGUUAAAAAUCUGCAGUUUGACUUUUUAUAUCCUGUAUUUAUUUAAGAAUCGAAUAGAUUUGUUGACUUUGUUUUCUCUCUAGAUUAUUUGUUAUUGUUUUAUUGUAUAAUCUUUACAGGGAUUUUGAGACUGAUCUAAUCAUGUUCACUGUUAGCUGUAAUUAAUUUGAUUGUUUGGACUUUUAUGAGCUAAUUCACCAAUCUUUCUAUCCAAAUAACAUUUUUCUUACUGUGGUGCACCAGCGACUUUAGUCCAGAACAACCUCACUGGGUUUGCACAUUUGACCUCUUUUGAAUGAAAACUGUUUAACCAAACCAAAAACAUGUUGUGAACUGAUGAUGAGUUUUUUUUAUUAUAUAUAUUUGAACUCCAGUGUGUUAAGAACAUCAUGCAGAGGUUGGACUUUGACAUGUUGCACAGUGUCUAAUGUGGGAGACUUGUUUCCUUUAAAAGCUUCAAAGGUGAUAAAAGGAAACAGUUUUGAUCAUUUCUUUGCCAGUUGCUGUCGUUCAGUGUCCUCGAUGAAAUAAUUUGCUGCUUUACUUUGAAACUAAACGUUUUAAAUGUUGGUUGUGGUCAAUAAAAAAAAAACUGUUGCCUUUUUGAGACGGCACUUUGACAGAUUGUGGUGAGCAUUUUUCACAUUUGUUGGACAUAUUAGAGACUAAAUGAUUGAUCAAUUAAUUAUGAAUUAUCAUCUUUGAAUUCAGCACUAAAAGAAUAAUAAGUAAACAAAGACAACCAUACAUCACAGUAAUAAGAACAUUUGCUUUGUGAAGCAGUCAUGAUGAAGCAUACAUCACUGGUGUGCUGGAUUAAAUCAGUUUGCAUGAGUGUCUAUUAUUCCCUAAACCUUACUGAUUCUAGUUUUCUCUUACUGUUCACAUGUCUCUAGAUGAUGAUUGUACAAACAUGUUUUUUUUAUAUCUCUGUUCAAAUGGAUCAUGUUAACUUGCCUGGAGGUUGCUGAAUCUUAUUGUCUGUGUCUGACCACAUGUUACUGUCAGAUCAUUUACCUCAUUGGUUGAUUGUUUAGGAUUCCUGAUGGUGCUAAGCUAACGGUGCUAACUUUGCAUGUACAUUUCGGUUUUGGUUUCUUAAGACCUAAGCAAACUUUUCUCCUAGGAUGUGUUUGUGUUGUGUGAUUGUUCAGACUGUUAGUGUGUUUGUUUCUUAUGAAAUGAUGAAGUGAUGUCUGGAAAUAUAAAGGCGAUGCAUUGGACAUUUCUUCUGUGGAAACAACUAAUGUCAUGUUAGAAUGAAUUAAAUAAAAUGUUUGACUCAG